Iphiclides podalirius (scarce swallowtail) is the source of this 1068-nucleotide messenger RNA. NCBI's taxonomy places the organism in Eukaryota, Metazoa, Arthropoda, Insecta, Lepidoptera, Papilionidae. The record is from the annotation of a GenBank genome assembly.
AUGCCACGGUGUCACGGGAGCCGAUCGCACAGACGUGACGUCACGACGCACACCCACUCACCGGUCGGCGCCGCCCUCGGUGGCGGAGCUGGCGUGGAACAGCAGCGCCAGAGCAUGUGCCACGAGGGCCAAUCGCACAGACAUGACGUCACGACGCACACCCACUCACCGGUCGGCGCCGCCCUCGGUGGCGGAGCUGGCGUGAAGCAGCAGCGCCAGAGCAUAUGCCACGAGGGCCAAUCGCACAGACAUGACGUCACGACGCACACCCACUCACCGGUCGGCGCCGCCCUCGGUGGCGGAGCUGGCGUGGAACAGCAGCGCCAGAGCAUGUGCCACGAGGGCCAAUCGCACAGACAUGACGUCACGACGCACACCCACUCACCGGUCGGCGCCGCCCUCGGUGGCGGAGCUGGCGUGAAGCAGCAGCGCCAGAGCAUAUGCCACGAGGGCCAAUCGCACAGACAUGACGUCACGACGCACACCCACUCACCGGUCGGCGCCGCCCUCGGUGGCGGAGCUGGCGUGGAACAGCAGCGCCAGAGCAUAUGCCACGAGGGCCAAUCGCACAGACAUGACGUCACGACGCACACCCACUCACCGGUCGGCGCCGCCCUCGGUGGCGGAGCUGGCGUGAAGCAGCAGCGCCAGAGCAUAUGCCACGAGGGCCAAUCGCACAGACAUGACGUCACGACGCACACCCACUCACCGGUCGGCGCCGCCCUCGGUGGCGGAGCUGGCGUGGAGCAGCAGCGCCAGAGCAUGUGCCACGAGGGCCAAUCGCACAGACAUGACGUCACGACGCACCCCCACCCACCGGGCGGCGCCGCCCUCGGUGGCGGAGCUGGCGAGAGCAGCAGCGCCAGAGCAUAUGCCACGAGGGCCAAUCGCACAGACAUGACGUCACGACGCACACCCACUCACCGGUCGGCGCCGCCCUCGGUGGCGGAGCUGGCGUGGAACAGCAGCGCCAGAGCAUGUGCCACGAGGGCCAAUCGCACAGACAUGACGUCACGACGCACACACCCACUCACCGGUCGGCGCCGCCCUCGGUGGCGGAGCUGGACG